Messenger RNA from Plasmodium berghei ANKA, 933 nucleotides. RefSeq names its product conserved Plasmodium protein, unknown function. Bases 1 to 933 code for a protein of 310 amino acids. NCBI's taxonomy places the organism in Eukaryota, Apicomplexa, Aconoidasida, Haemosporida, Plasmodiidae. The transcript has a single exon. Gene Ontology annotation, biological process: regulation of alternative mRNA splicing, via spliceosome. The record is from RefSeq and is a predicted model, not a curated record.
AUGAAAAUAAGUUUAUCUUUUAAUAAAAAAAAAAAAAAAGAAGAAAACGAAACAAAGGAGUCCAAACAAGAACAAAAUAAUAACGAUAAUUUUCAAGACAAUAAAAAAGAAAUUAAUGAAAGAGAUCAAAUCAAAAAUGUUUUCCAUUCUUCAAGUGAUGAAGAAAUUUUUGAUUUUGAAAAUAAUCAUAAUAAAAAAAUAGUGGAAAAAAAAAAAAAAAAAAUUGAAAAUGAAAUAAAAGAAUAUAUUUAUGAGCAUGAAAAUGCUCCAAUCCAAGAAAAUAAAAAUGAAGAGGACAAAAAAGCCAGAGAAAAACCCAAAAAAAUAAUACAAUAUUUGGGAUAUAAAGGUGAAGAAUUAACCAAAUUUUAUAGUGAUAAACUAAAAGAUGUAAAAAAAAAUUACCAUAGUAUUAGUAGCAGUGAUGAAUAUAAAAAAUCUGUUUCUUCGAGAGAAAUUGAUAAUGACACUAAAAGAAAAAGAUAUAAACCAGAUUUAAAAAAAAUGAAUACCGGUUCUCAUAAAGAUUAUAAUAGAGAACAAAAUUAUGAUAAAAUAAAAAAAAAAAAAAAUGAUGAUGAUUUAAGUAUAGAUGAAAUUUUUACAAAAAAGGAAAAUAAUAAUAAGUCUAAAUACAUGGACGCAUUGAUCAAUAGUUCAAAAAGAAGAAUGAUGGAAAAAGAAAUAUUAAUACAAAAUAAACUUAAAAUAGAUACAGAAAAAGACAAAGUAUUUGUUACGAGUGCAUAUAAAAAAAAAUUGGCAGAACGUCAGCUAAUAAAACAAGAUAUUGAAGAAGAAAAUGAACAUGUAGAACCGAGUAACCAUAGAAGUUUGAAUUUUAAUUUAUUUUUAAAAAACAUUAAUGCUCCUUCAAAUUAUAAUAGAAACAAUAGACUUUAUAAUGAAAAUCAAAAUUUAGAAGAUUUUUGA